GCAGGAGCAGGUGACAGGCUGGAGGCUGAUGGGGGCUCUUUCUUAGGCCCAGGAGGGAGGGGUGACCCCUGAAAUGGGGAGGUUUUUCCCAGGUCCCUGCUCCUGCAGGAGCUCCCUCCCUCUGAGGUUCCAGUGGGAGGGUCUCAAAGGUCUGUGGGUACAAUCUCCGGGGCUGUGGGUGGGGAUCUGUGAGCCCACCCUCUUCCCUGUGUGGUAGAGUAAUGUGCUCUGAAUGCCUGGGUUUGGUAGAAGGUUGUGCAGGGGGAUAUGGUCUGUCUUCUUGUACAGAAGAGAGAUGCUGAGAACCAGCUCAGCCAAGAAUCACGAGGGAAAGCUCAGCAGAAAGAGACUGAAUGAUGUGGUUGGAGUGAGAGUCAUGGACAAAUGGGUGGGCAAGAGCCCUUGCAGAAGCUGGGAACAAGCCUGGGAAAGGAGCGGUCUCUUCACCAGGGGGGCUUCUCCAGCUUUAAAAGGUAAUGCAGCUGGAGUGACUGAUGGGAUGGAUGUGAAGACUAAGAUGAAGAGACCCCAGGAGAGUGGGACACUGAGACUCCCCAGGAGGGCAGUUGGCUGCCCCAGGAAGGAGGGCAGGUCCCCCAGCCUGCAGCUUACACACAGUGGGGGUCCCUGGUCCUGUUGGGAGACCGCUAAGGCUUCUCAGGCCAGCAGCCUGUGCAGGUCUGAGCUGUGGCUGGAGGUGCCGGCCAGCUUGUGUUGCACUGAGUGCCUCGGGGAGGCGGCGGCCGUGGUUGAAUAAGGGCAGGCUUGAUCUCGGAGGCUUCUGAGAUGCAGCCACAGUUCCGCUGCCUGGAAUGAGGCAAAGGAUGCAAAAGGCUGCCCUGGGUCAGGCCGGGCCUCCUUCCCCCUCAUGUGGCUUCUCAAGUUCCGAAGUCACCUUGUGUGGGGGAAUCACCGCACCGAGAGGGACCUGGACAUGGAAAGACCUGGACCUGGAAAGACCAUUGGUGUGAAAGAGCAGAGACCUGGUCCUAGGCCAGGUUGUACUACUACGGACUGGCUUCCAAACCAUGGGUUUAUUCAUUAACCUCUUUGGAUCCUCAGUUCCCACAUCUGUGAAAUGGGAAGGCACCUGAUAGCUGAAGCUACAAAAAAAUUAAACUUACUAAAUAGUAUAAAGACAGGAGACAGCACCCAAAGCAGCCGAGACCUAGCCCACCCUGGCUGAAAGACGGUGACUCCUGUGCCGAAGCAGAGGCUGACAUGGGUGAACAGGACUGCCUGGGGCAGAGCUGUGACCGCUGGGAAACAGGUCCUACCGUAGGCGCUGGGAUAAUAGAGACCCCCUCGGAGCAGCUUAACGGAAGACUGGUGGGCUGCAAACCCAACUGCGGGAAGCCCCGCCUUAGGGUGGGAGGAACCCAAGCGCUUCUUUCGAGUGACGCUUCUUCGUUCCUCUCUCUCGUCUCUCUCGCUUCGGUCUCCCAGAUGUCUUUUCUGCUGCUGAGCAGACUGGCAGGCAGCCGGUGAUGGGGCCCUACUUGGAAGACCCCCUCCUCUGCUGGCUCCUGCGAUUCUUCAGCCUCCUCGUCAGUGUCUACAGCAGUGGGACCAAUGGUGGAGGCCCUGCUCCUGGAGUUCAGGAUUCUGGAGCUCCUGAUCCUCUGCAGGGGAUCCGAGGAGGUUCUGUGCUGUUUCCUUUGCCCAAGAAGCAAGACGCUGAGCUGGAGGAGGUCACGUGGGGCUUUGGUCCUGGGUCAGAGUACAGAGUCCUGCUGCGAGUCCGUCCUGGGGAAGCUCCCACCUGGGUCAGCCUCCAGGACAGGUACCAGCAGAGGGUCCAUGUGCCCAACAUGACGUCCCUGAAGAUUGAGAACCUGACCCCUGAGGACAGUGGGCUGUACCGGGCUCGAGUUAGCUUUACUGGAGGAGUAGAACUUACCAAGGUUUUCCACCUCACUGUCUAUGAGCCAGUGACCAUUCCCCAGAUCCUGGUCCACUCAUCAUCCAUCACACCAGGCUGGUGCAAUGUUACCAUGGAGUGCAGGACCUCAGGGGACGCAGAGGACCUGAAGGUGACCUGGGAGGGCAAGGGCCUCCCCAGGGAGCUGGAGGAGAGAGUGACAUCAGGACCAACCCCCAAUUCGUGGACCCUGGCUGUGCACCUGCCCCAGAGCCAGCCCUACACCAACAUCACCUGUGUGGUCAGCAACGAAGUGGACCAGAAAACUGCCACCUUCAACCUUGGGGAAGUCUGUGUCCAUGGUUCACAUGGACAAGCCAAAGCUGUUGCCCUGCCAGGCAUCUUAGGGGCAGGGGCUACUGUGGCUACACUAUUACUGAUCCUUGGAAUUGGACUCUGCCUUUGGAAGAAGAAGAAGAAGAAGAAGAAGAUGGAGACUGCAAGAGGAUUGCAGGAGGAGUCUAAGGACCGUGACGGUGGCAUCCAAUAUGUAGAGCUGAGCCAGCAGGAUUCUCGAGAGAGCACGGACCAGGGUGAUGGUGAACGACGUCUAAAUGAAAAGGAGUCUCUUAAUACUGUCUACAGUGAGGUCCAUAAGCCAGCAAGUGUGCCCAUGAAGAUAAUUUAAUUGGAGGAGGCAGAAGAAUUGACACUCCUAGGACACCUCCAUUCUGAAUUUGAUCCCUGCAGAUACCUGCCCCUACGAGUGCUGGUCCAGCACCAGCUGCCUCUGGUCUGCAUUCCUCUGACCUUUGUGCCCUCAACUCCCUGGGCUCACGUGGCCCUGUCACUUCCUCUGUCAACUCUAUAUGCUGCCUUCCACUCAGGUUCCUCACUCCAGAAGGACUAGUGCUCUUUCUCCGUCAUUGACUCUGCUCCUGAUUCCUCUCCUUCUGAAGUUUCCCUAGGAGGAUCUCCCUACCUGUGCAUGUGUUCAUCCCCACAGCCUCUGCGCUGUGGCUGGUGUGUAUCUUUCUGAGAACAGGAGCCUGGGCGUGGGGACUGUGUAGAGGUUUCGACUACACCAUAGAGGGAGUUAGGAACUUGGAGCUGGGUGUUGAGCUGAGUGUCCAUGGAGGUGGCCUGGAUGGAUGGGUAGGAGCCUACAAAAGACGGGCCUGAGGCGUCCUUUGUAUGGCAAAAGGUGUUGGAGGGACUGUCUAGUAUACAUCAUACAUGGGGGCCAGAGCCCUUGAUCCUGAUCACCCAUACUAACCUCAGCUUCAGCUCAUGGGCCUUAAAUCCAUCUCUCGUGGAAUGUGAAGAGGAAUUUGUAUUGUCUCUGGUCCUUCCAAGCCAACUCCUUUUCAGAGAAAGACCCCAGGAACCCAAUGUUGGGACUCUGUGUUCUUCCCUGUCUGGGCCAGGGGUUCUUGUCAUUAGAAUGGUCAUGCAGGGAGUUCCUGUUUUGCAGCAGUGGAAACAAGUGCUACUGGUAUCCAUGAGGAUGCAGGAUCCAGUAUUGCUGUGAGCUGUGGUGUAGGUCGCAGAUGCGGCUUGGAUCCCACAUUGCUGUGGCUAUGGUGUAGGCUGGCAGCUAUAGCUCUGAUUUGACCCUUAGCCUGGGAAUUUCCACCUCCAUGUGCUGUGGGUGUGGCCCUAAAAAGAAAAAGAAAAAGAAUGGUAGUGCAUGUUCCCCCACCACCCCCAUGGUGAGGCUGCUAUGAGGUGUGAAGGGUGAAACUUAGGGGAAGGUCUGAACCAGCCCUCUCCUGCCUCUUCUACUGACCCUCAGACCCCACAGUCCUGCUGGCCUCAGAUCCUGGGUCAGUCUCCUCUUUGCUCACUCACAUCCCUCUGCCUGGAAUGAUGGAUCCUUUACCCUGUCUCUUAUUCCCAUCCCUGGCUGUUGAAAACCUACCAACCCACCCAAAGCCUCUCUUCAAGUCACGUGUUCCAGGGAGCCUGUCUGCUACCAAGAGUUGGAAAUGUCCUCUCCCACAUCUGACCUUCUUGAACACCAUGGACAUAACUAAGGCCCUUGCUGCUAUCGGCCAUGGACUGGUCAUGCCAGACUUGCCUAGGGCUCCCUCAAGAGGGUGUUGGGGUUUAGGAGGCAAGGACCAAGAAGACAAACACCUGUCUCUAAGCCUCCUCACAACUUCCACGGGGACUCAGCAGACUGAGACCCAGAGCACAGAGGCUGCUGAAGGUCUCGCUGGUGGUGAGCCCACUUGGAAGCAAAGAGGGAUGUGAUGACCUCCCAUGACCUUGCCUGGCCCAGAGAUCUGAGGAGGGGCUUCCCCACCCCAUCUCCAGCCUCCCAUUGCCUGAGGACCUGAUACAGCCUGCACUGUGCUGUGUGGGGUCUUCUCCUCCCCCUGGGGGUUUUCAUCUCAUCAAAGCCUCUGCCUCCUGCCUUCGGUCUCAGCUCUUGGGUCAGAGAUGGGCUCGCUCUGGAACGAUGAUCUGUGGAAACUUGACUGCUGGUCUAGAUUCCUGGAUUUCUUGGUUCCCUUCCCAGCUCAGCAAGCUCAGCUGAUUCACCUCUAACUUCAGAAAGCAAAGUUCUGAGCUAAAACCUUGAGCAUGAUGAAGCAAGGCUGGGAGCCUUCUUCCCAUGGAUAAAGGAGGAUGAGAGUUUCAAUAAUAAAGCUGUUUCUAACCUCUUUCUGCUCAGGCUGAACAGAAGGCUAAGAGAAAAAGAGGAGGUCUGCCACUGGCCUCCCAGGUGACCGGUCAUGCCUGGGUGUCAGUGCCCAUCAGCCCAGAAGCAAUGUAAGAGGUGACUACCCAUUGAUCCCUCCCCUCCAACCUAUAGCAGGAGAGAAAAAAAAAAGAAGAAAAACGAAAGGAACCAGAUUUUCUAAGUCUAUAAUGAACUAGAUUUUGUCCUAGGCAUUUUAUAAAUACUACAUCUUCUAAAUCUUACGAGAACUCUCUAGGGUAGGUAUUUCUAUCUUCAUUUUGCAGGCAAAGUAACCAAAGUCCCCAAAUAGUUGUUGGUAGAGCAAAGCCUUCAAUCCUGCCCUGGAUGAUUCCAGCAUUCAUACCUUAUCCUUUGCUACAUGGCCACUGAAGCCUUUGGAAUCCUGGAGUACUCAGAGGAGACUAUCCUCCAUGUGUUCCUCUCCCAGGGAUCCUGGUCUUCGGACUCAGGUGCCCCAGCUUGGGGUUCAUCCUCAUGGUGGAUGCAGCAGCUUGUGGUUGAAAGAGGAAUUGUUCCUUAAGUGGACAUUGAGUGGGAAAUGUGGGUGGGAGACAUGGAAUGAGGGACCUUGCCCCCUGGCUCAGAUGAGAUAUUCAAAUUAGAGAUGCUUCUCUCUCUUGGGCCUUGUGGGAGCUCCUUCCUCUCAUUCAAUGUACGUUGUGGAUUUCCAUGUCCCUAUUCUCAAAACAACUUCCCUUUGCAUUAUUAUUCAUAACUUCAUUCAAAAGUUCUGUGAGGCAGACUUCCCCAUUGGACAGAUAAAAAAUCAAAAUCCAGAGAUGUUAAGCACCCAGCACAAAUUCUCCUGAGUCUGAGUCUAAGUGAUGUAGGUGAAAUUUGGUUCACGAGAUAAUAAUUACCCUCAUUUUGACUCCUUUUUUUUUGUAUUCUAGGUUUUCAUUUUUUUUUCUUUUAAAUUUUUAUUAUAAUUGAUUUACUAUGUUCGGUCCAUUUCCGCUGUAUACCAAAGUGACACGGUUAUACAUAUAUAUCUUUCCCUCAUAUUAACCUCCGUCAUGUUCCAUCACAAGCGAUUUGACUCCUUCUGCCUUACCCCAGACACCCAACCGGUCCCCAUCUUCCACUGGGUUAUCCUUCAUAAAGCUUCUUGUUCUCCAUUCUCUUCUCAUUCUUUCAUUCCCAUCUUCUACCUGCAGCUGCACCAUUUUUACAUUUCCACCAGCAGUGUGAGGAUUUCUCCACAUUAUAUCCAAAUCUUUUUUUUUUUUUUUUAUUGUAGCCAUCUACAUGCUGUUGAAGUGGUAUCUCAUUGUGGUUAUUAAUUAUAUUUUACAAAUGAUUAAUGCUAAACAUGUUUUCAUAAAGCACAUUAACCAUUUGUAUACCUUAUUCGAAGAAAGGUCUUUCUCCAAUUCUCUCUCCCUCUCUCUUUUUUUUUGUCUUUUUAGGGCCACACCCAUGGCAUAUGGAGCUGCAGCUGCUGGCCCAUGCCACGGCCACAGCAAUGCCAGAUCUGAGCCCUGUCUGCAACCUAUACUGCUGCCCGAGGCAAUACCAGAUCCUUAACCCACUGAGCAAGGCCAGGGAUUGAACCCUUAUCCUCAUGGAUACUGGUCAGCUUCUUAACCAGCUGAGCCACAAUGGGAAAUCCUCAAAUUCUCUUUUGCCAUGCAUUGCCCCCACCUCUCCCUUAAGUCUACUUUUGUCCAGGUCACCAGAGAACUUCAUGUUGUUCAAUCCCAUGGUCAAUUCUCAGUCCUCAAUGCCCAUGACCUCUCAGCAGUAGCGGAUCCCACUUUGAAGAAAUGUUUCACUUUGCAUUCACCACUAUUUUCCUUUUACUCAGUGGUUUCUCCUGAGUUUCCUUUGUCUGUAUCUUUUCCAUCUCUCCAACCUCUAAAUUUUGGAAUAACCCAGGGGUCAUACCCAGACCACCCAGACCACAUCUCUUUAGUAUUUACACUUCUUUCUUUUCCUUCCUUCCUUCCUUCCUUCCUCCCUUCCUUCCUUUUUCAUUCUUUCUUUUCUUUUCUUUUCUUUUCUUUCUUUCUUUCUUUCUUUCUUUCUUUCUUUCUUUCUUUCUUUCUUUCUUUCUUUCUUUCUUUCUUUCUUUCUCUCUCUCUCUCUCUCUCUCUCUCUCUCUCUCUCUCUCUCUUUCUUUCUUUCUUUCUUUCUUUCUUUCUUUCUUUCUUUCUUUCUUUCCUUCUUUCUUUCUUUCCCUUCCUUCCUUCUCUUUUCUUUUCUUUUUCUUUCUAGGGCCACACUCAUGGCAUAUGGAAGUUCCCAGGCUAGGGGUCAAAUCAGAGCUAUGGCUGCUGGCCCACACCACAGCUCACGGCAACAUCGGAUCCUUAACCCACUGAGAGAGGCCAGGUAUUGAACAUGCAUCCUCAUGGAUACUAGUCCAUGAGCCAUGAUGGGAACUCCCUCAUUUCUUUUUUAUGUUAGCCAUGGACUAAUCCCUGAGACCUAUGACUCUCUGACCUUAUAUGGCAAAAGGGACUUACAGCUGUGAUCCCUCCCCUGGACUCAACAUGUAAAUAUCCACCUAUUUACAUGACAUCUCCCAUUGCAUGCAUAACAGGCAUCUCCAUCUUGACAUGUCUAAAUUCAAACGCCCCAGACAUGCUUCCCAUGCAGUUUCCCAUUCCCCAAUCACAUCAAUCCUCCUAUUUGUUCUGACCAUGAACCCUUGGUGUCAUCCUUGACUUCAUUCUGUUUCUCACACCCCACACUCCAUCAGCAAAUACUGAUAUCUUUUUCCUCAUUAUAUAUAUUUAAAUAUUUAUUUGCGCAUAACUCUAUGAAAAAUACGUAUUGCACAUAACUCUAUGAAAAAUAUAAUAAAAUACCUUUCACCACUUCUCUGCUCCAAUAGAACCACCAUUUCUCACUUGGAUUAUUGCAGUAUCCUUAUAGUCUUCUACUUUUGUCCUUAAUCCUUUAAUACCUAUUUUCAUAAUAGCAUCCAAAUUAAUCUUUUUAAAGCCUAAGUUGCAUAGAACAUGAUGGAGGAUGAUAUGGGAAAAAGAAUGUGUAUGUAUGUAGGAUUGAUAACUUUGUACUACAGCAGAAAUUGGCACAAUAUUGUAAAUCAACUAUAAUAAUAAUAAUUAUUAUUAUUAUUAGGGUUAGGUUUAGGGUUAUAGGGUAAUAAUGUAACUAUUAUUAUUAUAAAACAAGUUGUAUCCCUUGACCUGUUAGGUCAGAACUCCCCACAGGUCCACUUUAUCCCAUAGGUCCUUUAGAAGACCCUCUAUCAGCUGACCUUAUCUCCCAUGCCCCCCUCCUCCCUUGAUCCACUCUAGGAUACUGGGCUUUUUGCCAGUCCUUCAGUACUCCAUGAGUGCGCCUUCCUCAGAGCCUUUGCUCUCUAGAAUUUUCUCCCUCCAGGUAUCUAUGUCUCAUUUCCCGACUUCCUUCAGGUCUUUGUACAGAUAUUGUCUUCUCAGUAAGACCUACCCUGACCUCCCUUUAUAAAACUGCAGAUUCUUCCUGGUGCCCCCCUCCCCCCUCCAUGCUCCGUUUUCCUCCACGGUACUUCACAAGGCUGUGUGUCAGGGUGCAUUUAUUCUGGGCUGUAGUUUAAAGACAGGUGGGUAUUGAGGCCUUCAAGUAUAAUCUGCAAUCUGUUAUGCAAAUACCAUGAUUAUUCCCAGGAACUGGCAACACUGAAACAUUAAUUUUUUUAUUAUUGUUGUUGAUUUAUAAUGCUGUCAAUUUCUGUUGUACAGCAAAGCAACCUAGUUAUACAUUUAUAUACAUCCCUUUUUUCACAUUAUCCUCCAUCAUGUUCUAUCAUAAGUGACUAGAUACAGUUCCCUGUGCUAUACAGGAGGAUAUUGUUGCUUAUCCAUUCAAAAUGCAAUAGUUUGCAUCAACUAACCCCAAACUCCCAGUCCCUCCCAGUCCCUCCCCCUUCCUCUUGGCAAUCACUGUUCUCCAUGUCCAUGAGUUUGUUCUUUUCUAUAGAUAGGUUCAUUUGUGUCGUCUAUUAGGUUCCAGGUAUAAGUGAUAUCAUAUGGUAUUUGUCUUCCUCCUUCCACUUACUUCCCUUAGAAUGAGUGUCUCUAGUUCCAUUUAUGUUUCUUCAAAUGGCAUUAUUUUGUUCUUUUUUAUGGCUGAGUAGUAUUCCAUCGUGUAUAUGUACUGCAUCUUCUUAACACAUUCACAUGUUGAUGGACAUUUAGGUUGUUUCCCUAUCUUGGCUAUUGGGCAACACUGAUACAUUAAUGAACUUGCUCAAAGUAUAGCUUUUAUAACUAAUAGGUAUAAAGGUUGGGAAUUGGAAUCUUGGAAUUGGAUUCUAAAGCCCUUGCUUUUGAUCACAAUAUGUUGGUUAAAUAAAGUAUCCCUUAUACACA
Molecule: messenger RNA, 8896 nt
Organism: Sus scrofa (pig)
Lineage: Eukaryota; Metazoa; Chordata; Mammalia; Artiodactyla; Suidae
Source: RefSeq, a predicted model, not a curated record